Molecule: messenger RNA, 3114 nt
Organism: Nicotiana attenuata
Lineage: Eukaryota; Viridiplantae; Streptophyta; Magnoliopsida; Solanales; Solanaceae
Exons: 3
Coding region: 1182-2600 (472 amino acids)
Biological process (GO): transmembrane transport
Cellular component (GO): membrane
Molecular function (GO): transmembrane transporter activity
Source: RefSeq, a predicted model, not a curated record
UAUGAUCACUUUUGGGAGAAUUCUUAGUCUCCCUAAUUUGAGGAACCCUCAAUUUGAGGCUUUACAAAUGUAAAAUUUAGACUAAUUGGUUAUCCAUUUACCUAUUGGUUAUCUAUUUUCUAAUUGGAUAAUAUGGUUCUUAUCCAUAUUUGACCCACCCGUUAUUAAAAAGUUCAUUAUGCAAUCCAUUUUUUAGUGGAUAAUAUGGGUGGUUAAUUAUUUUCUUUUAACCAUUUUGCCACCCCUAGUCUAGUCUGCAUCAAUGAACUUAAAAUGUUAAUCGGCCUCUCUGUGUAAUGGAUGCUUUAGUCAUCAUUAAGUGUCAAGGGGACGAGAGUUAAUCAGUCAAGUUGUAAGCUUUAGUGCUCAUUUUCUUCAGUUUCCUAUCAGGGUUAUGAUACCGAAAUUAUAUGAACACAUUUUAAUUUGAUAUUUUCAUUUAUGGGUAAUGCUUACUAGAUUUGAUAUCCUGUGAAUUAAAGAUCAACAUAACUGACUCUUUAGUGGAACUUAAGGGAUUAUAUAUAUAUUAUUCUCUUUUAAACACGCUGUAGUAGCAAGGAUCAGAGGUCUCAAUUCGAAAAUUAAGUUCAUAUGGAUAUUGGAUCAUGUUUAUCCAUAGCUGAAACUAAAAAUUUGAUCAUUCUCCAUUUGCAGUUCUCUUUGUCGUGCUACUUCUUGUACGCCGUUCUCUGUGGUUGACCUCUGAUCAAUGGUUAAAGUUGCUUUUCUUGGAUUUGCUCUCUAUAUUAUUCGAGUCUCUCCUAAAUAUAGUACUGCAAUCCCCUAGUGCGGAUUCGCUACUCAUUCAUUCAAUUGGUCAUGGUGCAGAAUGUCUGAUGGUCUGUAGUAACUCUUCUAGCAGUUUUGAUUUAAAUAGAACAAAAUAUUAGUGAAACUGUCUCAGGAUUUUUGGUUCAAAUUUGUGCCUUGACCCUUUGAUGUGGUCUUUCGAUAGCAUAUACUUUUAGUGAAAUUAGUGGUUACCUGAUCAACUAUCAGUGAUAAUGCCAAUUAACCAUGUCUAAUCACUAGUCAAGUAAUCAACUCAAUUACAAUGAAUGUAUGGCUUAUGGUGUUCACUGAGCAUGUUUUGUGUUUUCAUCGUAAGAUACUCCGUGCACCAAACAAUGUUAUCCCUCUUUGUUUUAGGUCCUAUUUUCUUCUGAUUUGAAUUUGAAAUGUUGAUCCAUUACAGAUCAAGGAGAUUUUAUGGGAUUUCUCUUUCCCUAAUCAUCAUCAACAUGGCUGCCAUAAUGGAGCGUGCUGAUGAAAAUCUCCUUCCAGCUGUUUACAAAGAAAUCAGUGAAACUUUUAAGGCAGGGCCAUCUGAUCUUGGUUAUCUCACAUUCAUAAGGAAUUUCGUCAAGGGAAUUGCAUCACCAGUGGCAGGUAUUUUAGUCAUAAACUAUGACCGUCCCCCUGUUCUUGCAAUUGGUAUUCUUUGCUGGGCACUGGGUACUGGUGCAAUGGGUGCUAGUAAGUAUUUUUUUCAGGUUGGAUUCUGGAGGGCAGUAAAUGGCUUUGGACUGGCAAUUGUGAUACCUUCACUACAGUCCUUUAUAGCUGAUAGCUAUACGGAUGAGGCUAGAGGAACUGGAUUUGGUUUUCUUAAUCUUAUUGGAACGUUGGGUGGGAUAGGAGGUGGAGCUAUUGCUACAGUUAUGGCUGGCUAUGAAUUCUGGGGAAUUCCAGGAUGGCGCUUUGCCUUCGUCAUGAUGGCAACAUUAAGUAGUUUGAUUGCAUUUCUUGUAUUCAAAUUAGUUGUUGAUCCAAGAAGAGGAACCAGCAUAGAGCAUGUCAUCGCAAAAAAUAGUACUGACAGGAAGGACUUGAUAGAGAAGGGACAUACCAAUUCAAUGUCGAUUUGGAUGGAGUCUUGGACAGCCAUGAAAGCUGUCAUUAAAGUGCAAACGUUUCAGUGCAUUGUUCUGCAGGGUCUGGUUGGGUCCUUACCUUGGACAGCUAUGGUUUUCUUUACAUUGUGGUUUGAAUUAAUUGGUUUUGAUCACAACAGUGCAGCAGCACUAGUCGGUCUAUUUGCUGCUGGAUGUGCAUUAGGGUCCUUUUCUGGUGGUGUCAUCGGAGAUAGAAUGUCUCGCCUAUACCCUAAUUCAGGCCGUAUCAUGUGCGCGCAAUUUAGCGCUUUUAUGGGCAUCCCAUUCUCAUGGUUCCUUCUUCGAGUUGUCCCCCAGUCUGUGAGCAGCUAUUUCACAUUUGCUGUGACUCUAUUCCUGAUGGGGCUAACAAUCAGCUGGAAUGCUACUGCUACAAAUAGUCCGCUUUUUGCUGAAGUCGUGCCUUCAAAGCACAGGACCAUGAUUUAUGCAUUUGAUCGCGCGUUUGAGGUUUCAUUUUCUUCCUUUGCAGCUCCAGCUGUAGGAAUUCUUGCAGAAAAACUAUAUGGUUAUGAUUCCAAGUCUGUCGAUCCGCUGUUAGGAUCAGCAAAAGAGGCCUUAGCAUUGUCAAAAGGCCUAUUCUCAAUGAUGGCAAUGCCUUAUGGUUUAUGUAGCCUAUUUUAUACCCCUUUGUAUUGGACAUACAAGCAGGACCGUGAGAGUGCAAGAAUUGCAAGUAUAAAAGAAACAGAGAUGAUUUGACAAUCACACCUCUUCACUUCCUUGACGGUGCUGAAUCGUGUAGAUGUGUUAUUCUGGCAUCAGAUAUUCUGAGCACUCCAGUGUUAUAGCAGUUUGCUAAGCAUGACUGCGGUAUAUAUCAGAAGGUGAUCUGCUCAUGGAAGCUAGGAUUUGCAUGCAGAGACGAAUUCAGGACUUAGUCGGUGUGUUCAAAGUACGUGCAAUAUUGUAAUACGUAUACAUUUAAAAUUUUGUUUUGCAUAUGUACACAUAGUUCAAGCUGAUUGCAAUGAGUUUAAUUGAACCCAGAGAACCAAUAGAAUCAGUGUGUUCAAGUGAACACAUAGUUCAAGUUGCCAAUAUAAUUUUUGAAGAAAAUAGCACACGAUAUGUUGCAACGUGCAACAUCUUGCACGUUUGCAUGUUUUAUUACAUAUCUGUGGGCUGUGGCACUGAAACUGUAAAUAGAAAGAAAUGCUAUAUGGUGAAAUUCUGUUUCUUCUUUCAAGUUUAUUGGUAUUUUUCUUUCGCUUCC